AUGGCUAUUUUGGAUUUUUUGAUUGUAUGUGUUAAUUCUCAACCAGCAUUACUUGGUUAUUUAUGUGAUAUAAAUACAAGUUCAACAGCAACAUUUGGUAAUUCAACAAUUUUACAACCAGUUGUUGAAUUACUUCGAUGGAGUACACAAAAUACAAAUGAUAUUGCUGCAAGUGAUUUAUUUAUUUUAACUGUAACAUUUAUAACACAAUUUUGGGAACAACAUACUCAAUUACUUGUAGAUUAUUUUGUCAAAAUAAAUGACUUUUGGAAAAAUAUUUCAAUACCAAUCUCAAAUACAAGUGUACGUAUUGAAUUAAUGGAUCCAGGUGAUAAACGUGCAGUAUCAGCUUCAUUUCGUUUACUUACUCAACAUUUACUUAAUUAUACUACUGAUCAAACUGGAAAUGAUUUUUAUGAUAUAUUAAACAAAUUAAUUACUAAUAAUUGUCUACUUCAUUGGAUUAAAGCUUGUCGAACAUUUUUUCAAGAAAAUAUUGAUGAUGAUAGGUUAAAUGAACAAUCAUUAUCAUUUUCUUUUUUUUCUUCGGUCAUCUAUUUUACAAAAGCACUUCUUUGUUUAAAUAAUGAUCGUAUUCGAAAAAUUUUACCAGAUGGUGAAACAUGGCUUCAAGAAUUAGCGUCGAUUGUUCAGCUUGUACUUACUCGAAAUGAUUCAACAUGUAUGAAAAUAGCUGUUAUUUGUUUAAAUCUAACUAUUAAUGCUUUUAUUAAAUGGAGAAAUGAUAAAGCUCAAGCACCAUUAAAUAUUCUACCGAUUUAUAUUAAUUUAGCUAAUAGUGUUCUUGGACCAGAAUAUAUAUCAAUUUAUGUAAAAUAUUGUUAUUUAGAUGCACUUGUUCUCUUAAUUCAAACAUUUAUUGAAUUGACACCUGAUAUUGAUCAACAACAAUAUGAUUUAACACGCUAUUCAACUGUUCUUAUACAUUUACUUGAUUUUGUCGAUUAUUGUAAUGAUAUUAUUGAUAUUCAUCCAUCAACAACACCACAAUAUAAAUGUGCUGUUAAAGCAUUAGUUCAUACAUUUCAUUUAUUAUCUAUAUUUGUUUCGGAAGAAGAAUCAUCAAAUUUAUCUGUAAAUUUAAAACAAGAACGCACAGUAGCGAAUGUUAUUGAUUUAUUUCAUAAAGUGUCACAAGAACGAGAUAAUUUUCGUGUAUGUUAUACAAUACUAAGUUUUUUAUAUGAGUUAACAAAAAAGAAUGAUAGUAUUCAAUGGUUUCAUACAAUGAAUAUUAUUCCACGUACACUUCAUACAUUUCGUUUUAUUAUUCAACAACAAACAAAUAGUUCGAAUGAAGAUCAAAUUUCUCAAACGAUUUGGUCAAAAGUAAUACGUCUUUAUUUUCUUUUAAAUAUUUUCCUUAUUCAUUCGGAAAGUGCAUAUGGUGAUUAUCGACAUUUUAAUAAUGCAUCAGAUGUAUUUGCAGCUUGUAGUGAAUAUAUUGUUGAAAGUUUUCAUAAUGUAACAAGACAAUUUUCAUUAGCAUCAUUGGAUAAUGCUGAUGUAUGUUGUCAAUUUUUUGCAUGUUUAACACAAUUUUAUAAUCAAUUAAUGAGUAAACAUCAUAAAGAAGCGUGCAUUUGUAUUGCAGCAGUAAAUUAUCUUCUUCAUGAUUCAAUUAAUCUUCUUCUUCAUUCUGGUCUUGUACACAAUAUGUUAACAAAAAAAGUUCGUUGUGCUUAUCGAUCAGAAUUAGAAAAUCAAGAAAAUAUUGUACCUGAUUAUUCAAUAUCACAAUCAAUUGUAAUAGAUCAUUCACAAUUAUCUCAACGUUCUUCAUUACGACCAACAUCAACUUUUCUUAAUCAAUCAAUAUCAUCAUCUCCUGCUAGUGUUCCUCCUGUAACACCAAGUGAAGGUACACCAAAACCACGAUUAGUUAAUGUUCGUCAACAAGUUGCUGCUGCUUCUGCUCAACCAGCUAGUUCUCAAGCACCAGAAUUUGAACAAGUUCAAGUCGGAUUAUUACGACUUUUAUGUACUUGUUGUUGGGCACUUCAUCCAUGUACUAUUCCAUUAAAUGAACUUAAUGAAUCACUACUUUAUAAACAAACAAUUGAUUAUGAUUCAUUUAAAUAUUUAGUUGAACCAUUAUUUAAUACACCAACAUUAGAACGACGUACAGCACCAUCGUUUGGUACUUGGCUUACUGGUGCUCAAUAUAUUGUUACUCAAAUGGAACGAUUUAGUCUUAUAAAAAGUAAUUCACCAAGACCAGCUCGUAUAAAAGAAAGUGAUCUUGAACGUUUGGUACAACAGAGACCUUUUCUUGUGCUUGCACUUGAACAUUUAUUAAGUCUUAUUCUUUCUCAAGUACCACUCUUUAUGCGAUCAACAUAUCUUAGUGAAACACAAAAGAAUAUGAUGAAACAAACAUUAUCACUUGAAUUGGAUUAUAUCUUUUCGAAUCUUAAUUUAACUGAACGAACAUCAAGUGCAAGUGGUGGUGGUAGUGAUCCAAAUUCUCAACGAACAUCAGUUAAUAUACCAACACCGGGCACUGCUGGUGGUCCGACAAGUCAUAAGUCACUUGUCAUGAGUGUAUCAAAUAUGUCUCAUCCGUCUGGGUCAGUUUUACGUGAAGCUUAUACACCGUUUUCUGUUGGUACAAAUGUGACAUGUUCUGGUGCAUCUGAAUAUAAUAAUUCAACUCAUUUGAAAGAUGUUUGUACAUCAAUUUGGAAACUUUACAAACGUAUUGUUCAAGCUGAUCCACUUGUCUUUGUUGGUUAA
This is a messenger RNA of Rotaria sp. Silwood2, 2757 nucleotides long. The record is from the annotation of a GenBank genome assembly. Lineage: Eukaryota; Metazoa; Rotifera; Eurotatoria; Philodinida; Philodinidae.